Molecule: messenger RNA, 2833 nt
Organism: Phycomyces blakesleeanus NRRL 1555(-)
Lineage: Eukaryota; Fungi; Mucoromycota; Mucoromycetes; Mucorales; Phycomycetaceae
Exons: 11
Coding region: 28-2670 (880 amino acids)
Biological process (GO): receptor-mediated endocytosis; Golgi to vacuole transport; intracellular protein transport
Cellular component (GO): Golgi apparatus; membrane coat; AP-1 adaptor complex
Molecular function (GO): clathrin-cargo adaptor activity
Source: RefSeq, a predicted model, not a curated record
GCGAGCAAGGCCGACAACGAGCGCACAAUGAACAGCCUUAAUGACAUUUCACAGCAAAUCCUCGCUAGGCUGCCGCUCUUCAGGCUCAAGGACCUCAUCAAGGCAGUUCGAGCCUGUAAGACCGCGGCAGAAGAGCGAGCCGUUGUCCAAAAAGAAUCCGCAAAAUUGCGUACUGCAAUCAAGGAAGAGAAUAGCGAUGCUCGCCACACUACCGUGGCAAAAUUACUCUACAUCUACAUGCUUGGAUACCCUGCACAUUUCGGCCAGAUGGAGUGUCUUAAACUCGCAGCUAGUCCAAAAUUUGUCGACAAACGCUUAGGUUAUCUCGGUAUUAUGCUGCUCAUCGAUGAAAAAACCGAGGUUCUUACACUCGUCACCAACAGCUUGAAAAAUGAUUUGAACCACCACAAUAUGUAUAUUGUUGGUCUAGCCCUGUGUACAUUGGGAAAUAUCUCAUCUUCCGAGAUGGCUAGAGAUCUAUGCUCUGAAGUUGAAAAGUUAUUGGGAAGCUCCAACACCUACAUCCGCAAAAAGGCUGCUCUUGCUGCCUUGAGAAUAAUCCGACGCGUACCCGAGCUUCACGAAAACUUUAUUUCAAAGUCAAAGGCGUUGCUCAAUGAUCGUAGUCAUGGUGUUCUUGUUACAGGUGUGACACUUAUUACAGAGAUGUGCCAACAACACCCAGAGAAUGUCCAGCUUUUCAGAAAGGCUGUCCCUCUCCUUGUCAGACAUCUCAAGAAUCUUGUAAGCGCUGGAUUUUCUCCAGAGCAUGAUGUUACAGGUGUAACCGAUCCAUUCUUGCAAGUCAAAAUUCUGCGCCUUAUGCGUAUCUUGGCUAAGAAUGAUCAAGAAGCAUCUGAUGCAAUGAAUGAUAUUCUUGCUCAGGUUGCCACUAACACUGAAAGCACUAAGAACGUUGGAAAUUCGAUUCUGUACGAAACUGUACUCACAAUUAUGGAGAUCCAGAGUGAGGCCGGUUUGAGAGUACUUGCUGUUAACAUCCUUGGAAAAUUCUUGAGCAACAGAGACAAUAAUAUUCGAUAUGUUGCUUUGGAAACGUUAAAUAAAACAGUCGGUAUGGAGACCCAAGCAGUACAGAGACAUCGCAAUAUCAUCCUUGACUGCUUACGUGAUGGUGAUAUUUCCAUUCGCCGCCGUGCUCUCGAGCUUAGUUUUGCACUUAUCAACGAGGGAAAUGUACGCGUCUUGACAAGAGAGCUUUUGGCAUUUUUGGAGGUUGCCGAUUCCGAGUUUAAGCAGAGUAUGACAUAUAAAAUAUCUCUGGCUGCGGAGAGAUUUGCUCCGAACAAGAGAUGGCACAUUGAUACUAUGCUGCGUAUGUUGAAGCUGGCUGGAAACUUUGUACGGGAAGAAGUUCUUGCUGGAUUUAUUCGCUUGGUUGCACAGUCCUCAGAAUUACAUCAGUAUACUGUUCAAAAGCUUUACGCUUCUUUGAAGCGUGAUAUUUCGCAGGAAGGUCUUGUUUUAGCGAGCGUGUGGGUUAUUGGAGAAUAUGGUGAUGUGCUUACCACCAGCGGAAGCUUUGAAGACGAGAAUGUAACAAUGGAGGCUAAUGAAACGUCUGUGGUCGGCCUUUUGGAAUCUAUUCUUAUGGGUCCUUAUGUUAACCAACUCACCCGCGAGUAUGUCAUGACAGCCCUUAUAAAACUUUCAUCUCGAUUGAAUGAGGCUUCAGUACAAGCCAAGAUAAAAGACAUCUUACAACGUCACACAACAAGCAUGGAAGUGGAAAUUCAGCAAAGAGCUGUGGAGUACAUGAAUAUGUUCUCUUUUGAUGAUAUUCGCCCUGCUGUUCUCGAACGUAUGCCUGUCCCUGAGACCCGUACUAUUAUUCAAACAAACAACAACGGCCCUGAUAGCCCUGCUUUGGAGCGCUCUUCUAACAGACCAGGACCUAGCGACCAAGACCUUCUUUUGGAUUUGAUGGGUGUAGGAACAGCGUCCGGUGGAGGAUCCAAUGAUGUUAUGGAAGCAUCCCCUCAAGUUCAAAAGGCAACAAUUCCCCAGAAGUCUCAAAAUUCUGAUCUUUUGGCCGAUCUGUUUGGAACCAGUGGGUCUUCGGAACAAUCCACCUCAUCUCCUGCCCCUGCUGCUGCAAGUGGUGGUAGUGCGCUGUUGGAUUUGCUGGGCGAUAUAGCAGGAGAAAAAUCAACGCCUGCUGCUUCUACACCACCACCCUAUGCAACUGGACUGGAUACACUUGCCUCACUUGGACAGUCAUUGCCAAAUUCGAGAUCUCCUGAGUUGAGUGGGGCAGGCCUCCAAGCAAACAAUAGUCUGCCUCCAGUUUCUAAUGGGCAUCAGGCUUAUUCUAAAAAUGGACUCACCAUUUCAUUUGUUCCCUCGAGGGACCGCAACAAUGGAUCAAUCAUCAAUAUUCAGGUUCACUUCCAAAAUAAUGGUUCUCAGGGAACUAUUUCAGGCUUACAGUUCCAAGCAGCUGUCCCCAAGAGUCAAAAGUUGCAAAUGGCAGCAGCUAGCAACAGUACAGUAGAUCCUAAUUCAACUGAAAAGCAACUUAUGCGGAUUCACAACCCACAACAGACGGCUGUAAAAUUGAGAUUACGUAUAUCUUAUAUCCUGUCCAGUACUGGACAAAGGGUGGAUGACCUUGCAGAAUUUGGACCAUUCCCUGAGGGUGCUUUCUGAGGUUAAUCGCAUAUCCCCGAACCAUGAAAAUUUAAUGAUUUGUACUGAUACGAAAUAAAAUGUUCACAAGAUUUUAUCACGGAUAACCUAAUACUAUACUCAUAUUCAAAGUAAAAUUAUCUGACUUAUCAAAUAAUAAAAGUUAUUCUAGAUGAAAUAAAGU